UCCUAGCGAUUUGCCGUCGCCAGGUCGUCCAUCACCGCUUCUGGCUGCUGCCUCCUCCAAUCCCCCAGCUCCGCUCUGCUUGCGGGAAGUUCCAACCACUGGAAAAUGGUGGCAACAGCCGAGCGGCCGGAGGCAGGGUAAAGGGAAGUCUCCAAAAUGUCUGCACAGCAAUUGAAAUCCUCUCAGCGCAGCCCGUUACUUUACUCUGCCAGUGGCGUCAUGCAGAACUUUUGGAAGUACAGGAUUGGGGAUGAUUCCUCUAACAAUGGCAAGAAGAAAUUAAAGCUAAGGGGCAAAGAGCUACAAUCAGUUCCUCAGGAGAUAUUUGACUUGAGGGAGCUUCAAGUGCUGGAGAUGAGCCCAAAAUGGGAAAGCUGCUUGAAUUAUAGGAUGGGCACUGUCCCUCAAGAAAUUGGUCAGCUGUCUGCCCUUACUGUGCUGAAUUUGGACACCAAUGAACUGCGAGACAUCCCACCUGAGAUUGGGGCCCUGAAAAAUCUGGAAACUUUGACCCUCAGUAACAACCAACUGAUCUGCCUGCCCGUUGAGAUAGAAAAGCUGCAAAAGUUGCAGAGCCUGCAUCUGGCCAACAAUAAUUUCCUGGAGAUCCCUGGCCAGGUGUGCCAGCUCCGCCGCUUGACAUUUCUGGAUGCCUGUGACAACAAGAUAAAGUUCAUCCCUCACAGCGUUUGCAACCUGAAGUCUUUGGAGACUAUGCUCCUGUAUUUUAAUGCAUUGCAGAGCCUGCCUGAUUCUAUCUGCAGUCUCACAAAGUUGCGCACCCUCUGGCUAGGAAAUAAUAGCCUAAGGAGCCUUCCCAUCCAAUUUGGGCACCUCAUCAAUCUUGAUUGGGGCUCCAGCCCCUCUUCUGCAAAUUUUGAGGGCAAUCCACUCGAAUCCCCUCCUCCUAAAGUAUGCAGUGGUGGACCUGAAGAGAUCAGUCGUUUCUUCGCUAUGUGAAUGACUGAGGCAGAAGACCAAGUCAAUCAAUUUGCAAAGUGUAUAUUUAUAAUUAGCACAGUGCAUAGGUACCUAACUACAUUGAGCUAAUACUUCUUAAAAAAUGCUGUUACAUUUCUCUGAAAAAUGAAAUGAGGUUACCUAUCUCCAAGGAACAAAAAAAAUCUCAUGGUUGUUGUCAGCUCAGAUUAGAAAAUUAUGCAUUUUUUUGUGAAAGGAAUUAAUGAAUGUGGAAUUAAUGAAUGGGGAACUUAGAAAAUACUAACAGCCAUACAGUAGUUGGAAACUAGUGAUUGUGCUGUAUCACAUAAAGGAAUUAACUGACUUUUAGAAACAUAGAAAACCUACAGCACAAUACAAGCCCUUCGGCCCACAAUGCUGUGCCAAACAUGUACUUACUUUGGAAACUACCUAGAAUUAUCCAUAGACCUCCAUUUUUCUAAGCUCCAUGUACCUAUCCAAGAGUGUCUUAAAAGACCCUAUUGUAUCUACUCCACCACCAUUGGCGGUGCCCAUUCCACGCACUCACCACUCUCUAUGUAAAAACAACUUACCCCUGACACCACCUCUAUACCUACUUCCAAGCACCUUAAAACUGAGCCCUUCCGUGUUAGCUAUUUCAGCCCAGGGAAAAAGCCUCUAUCUUCACAAUUAAUGCCUUUCAUCAUCUAAUACACCUCUAUCAGGUCACCUCUCCAUUGCUCCAAGGAAAAAAGGCCAAGUUUGCUCGACUUUUGUAGUUUUAUUUCUGCAAUGCUGAUUGUUAGCCGGAGGAAUUUAAGGUGGGGGAUUAUAUGGGAGGCAGGGUUUGAGGGUCGGCACAACAUUGUGGGCCAAAGGGCCUGUAAUGUGCUGUACUAUUCUAUGUUCUAUGUAAAAGUAACAUUUGUUUCCGGCCAAUGUGAUGCAAUUAGCUUUCAAAAGAGAACCGAAUAAAAUUUAACAUCAAGUUGUUGUGCAGCCUGCCAAUUGAUGCCUUUGAAGUGAAGGACAUUCCUUCCAAGGGUGUCACUCCUGCUAUUCACCAGUCCAAGGAAAAAGAAAGGAUGAUUCUUGGCGAUUGUCAGAAUGGAAGCAAAGUCCUGAUGCAAAGACUGAGUAUGUCAGAAUUCCACAGGAGUUUAUCAGCUUAGCAAUGAACUGGCUUGAUUGGCACUUGGGGCUGCUGAAUGGAUGGAAGAUCAGUGAUUAGUGUGCUCCUCUCCCAAGGCACCCAGCUUCCAACCUCAAAAAUACAUCAAUGCCUUUGCUUUUGAAGUUGGCAGUCAAUAUUAGGUAUUUCUAGUCAAUAAACUCGGGAAUUGUCCCCAACUCCUCUCAAAUUUUAUUGGUUAAGAGAUUGGAAAGAGAAUGGCUAGAAGAAGGGGAAUAAACCCAAUUUGAGAGAUCAUUUGUAGUGUUAAAAUAGUGUUGCUGAUCUCCUGACAGCCUUAAGCAACUGUAGGCGGAAUAUAUUGUUCAAGCUGCACAUAUUUGUUAUUAAUUCUCUGCAAGCUUCUCAACUAUUAUUAGGACCCAAUAAGAUGUACUUUUGUGUGGAUAUCUUAUCAGAGCAGGACAGCUCAGCUGCCACUUAUGUUUUCAGGAAUAAAUUAAGAUAUAGGAGUCCACAGCCCAGUUAUUUGUUCUUAAAACAGAAGCUGUUGAAAAUACUUAGCAAGUCCAGAGGCAUCACUCUCUGUCCAUAUAACACAAUGUGACCUGCUGAAUGGCUCAGCAAAUUCUAUUUCAAAUCUCUAAUGGCUUCAGGUUUUGAUUUUCAGAUCAGAGGGAUAUUUGCCAUAAAAUCAGAAGUAGUAAGCUGUUAUUUCUUUACCAACCCAAGAAACAAAUCUUCAGAAUUAUGAUUUAGUUGAGGAAAAACUGUUUGUUAGUGGAAAGAGGGUAUGUAAGCAGAAGACACAGAAUUAAGGUACUUGGUGAAGCCAAAAAAGAAACGAAAUGAGAUGAAAUGAAAUUCUGUACAUGAUCCAUGAAGGUUGACGAAAACAAACUCAAUAGCAAAUUUCAAAACAAUAUUAUAGUGUUGGCCAUAAAGAACACUUUUUUCAUCAACUUCGGAGUGCCAUAAUAGUCCAAAUCAUUUCUCCCAAUUGUCUGUCUAUUGCAUGAUUUGCUACUUUCCCCUAAUCAGGGUGGGUCAUGUUUUGCCAUAAUGCUGCCUACACCCAUUAGUGGCUGUUAUUUGAUGUUGUACUUUGUUGAUCAACUGGAAAGGACUUCUGUUCCUUAUGAAGUUCAUGCCAGAAGACAAUAUUAGCAAAGGAAUUCCCAAUUCUAUAGAAAUUACAAAAUCGGCACAAAAUAAAACAAAAACUGGACAAUAAAGAAAAGUGAUUUGAUGGGAAAAUAAAUAAAGUGAUCAGAGAGAGAGGUACCCUGUUUCUGAAUGUGAGCACUUUAGGAUGUUGCUGUUGACUAACAAUUCUGUGUCAUGUCAACUUCUGAAGACAAUAAAAUAUUGUGUAAUUGAUUGGUUGGUUGAAAGUUAUUCAGAUUGAUUGGUCCUGGUAAACAAGGCAAAAAAAUUAACACCAGACACAUGAAUAGAUUUUCUUAAAAAUUGUAUUGGUCUCUGUGCUGUCAUCAACAACAUAUAGGAAUUGAUUUUGAAACCAAUUAACCAGCUAAAAUGAAUUGUGGGCAAGUUCAAGUUUGAGUUCACCUACACCUACAGUUUCAGCUUGGCAAGAUUUUAUAUUCAACAAAAUUUAAGUCAGCUAUAGUUUCUGCAAUAUCUAAAAUUGUAAUUCACUUACACAUGUUGCCAUGAUGCUGUUUUGACAAAUCCAGGACUGUAUUGUGUUAAUGAGACACCUUGAUGGUUUGAGAUGGUUAAAUAUUUACUAUUUACAAGCAGAUGGAACAUAUUGGCCAAAAGGAGGACAAAAAAUGUGAUACACUUCAGUUGACCUCUACCUUCAAGUACUCUUUCAAUGAUCACGUCCAUGCUGCCUCCCAAAGAAAGCAAUCAUAUCAGUGCCAUUCUCUCUCUUUACCCUAUAAGAUUCCUCACAAAUCCCUUUAUUGGAUUUUUGUUUGUCACUGACCUAUACAUAUAGUAGUAAUUUACAUUAAUCCAUUAACCAGCCAGUAUGUCCUUGAGAUAUGAGAGAACAUCAACAUGAUUAUGAAAUCAUGCAACAAAUUUCUACACAGAUACCAUUUGAGCUUAUUAUUAGCUCUGGAAGAUUCACCCUGUCCAUGCCAUUGUUCACCAGCCCAAAUAUUAUUUCUACCAGCAAAAAUAAGGAGGCAUGUAUUUUUUAAAAACAUUGAUGGAUUGGUAUUACACAGUAGAAUAUGGAAUAGUGUGACAACAGACCAUUCAACCUAUAAUGUUGCAUCAAACUAAUUAAGCAAAUGAUCUCUAAUUAGACUAAUCUCAGCUGCUUGCUCAUGGUCUAUAUCCCUACCUCUGUGCAUUAAUGUGCCUAUCUGACACCUUUAUCACAUCUGUCUCCACAACCUUUCCUGGCAUUCCUACGCUGUAUAAAGAAAAACUUUCCCUCAUCAUCUUUUAUGCAUGUUCAAUGUAUUAGACCUGACCCUGAGGGAGAAAGGUACCAGCUAUCUAUCUAUGCUAUCAUAAAUUUUUAUCAGGUCUCACAUCAGCCUGCACCUUUCAGAGAAAUCAAUCCAAGUUUGUCUAACUUUUCCUUGUUGUACAUUUUCUCUAAUCCAAGCAGCAUCCUGGUAAACUUCUACUACACCCUCACCAUUGUGCCCUCCACUUUGGCUAUCCCAUACGUAAUUGCAUCUCAUUCUUUUUGAGUACUUGUACAAUAUUGUUGCAACUCAUUGCAGCAUUCAAGUUCCAGAGACAGAAACAAAAACAAAAUUAAAUUUAUAUUCCCAGUUAUUCUACAGUUACCAAUCUCAGAAACAGAUCAAUGAAAUAUUGUAUUUGAUUUGAUAUUCUAUAUGCUCACAUUUAGAAAAGGAGGCUGCCUACAUAGAUAGAAAUCAAAUGUAGCUAUUUAUCUAGAAAUACCACCUUAUGUUGCAUUCUAAACUGGAUUCUGGAUGAGUAUCUUUGGGUGAGAUGACAACGGAAAGUGGGCAUUGCAUUCUCAUUAUGGAUUUAUUGACAAUGAAGUUUGUUUACUGAUAGUUCAUGAAAGGGGGUAAGAUAGGUGGAGGGGCAGAUAGUGUUGAGGAAGCAGAGAAGCUACAGAAGAUUUGAAAGGAUUAGGAGAAUGGACAAGGAAGUGGCAGAUGGAAUACAGUGUCAGGGAGUGUAUGAUCAUGUACUUUUGGCAGAAGAAAUAAAAGUGUAGACUAUUUUCUCAAUCGAGAGAAAAUCCAAAAUAUGAGGUGCAAAGGGACUUGAGGGUCCUCAUGCAAAUGCAUUGACCCUGAAGGUCAAUUUGCAGGUUGAGUUGGUGGUGAGGAAAGCAAAUGCAGUGUUCUGGUUUAUCAGGUUUAUUAUCACUGGCAUGUGUCGUGAAAUAUGGUGACUUCACAGCAGGAGUUCAGUGCAAUUCAUGAUAGUACAGAAAAGAGAAAAAAUAAAUAAGUAAAUUACAGUAAGUUUAUUCGGAGAAGUGCGCAGAUGCAGUAGCUCAUCACUGCACAAGGCCGCUGAGACGAUCUAAAAAGGAAGGAGUUUCUUUCAACGGAAGAUUUGAUUGGGAGAAAUGUACAGACGCAGCAGCUAAUGAUCACGCAAGGCCACUGAGCAGGUUCCAGGAUAAAAGGGUGACACUGCCUAGCAGAGUGGUCAUCGCAGGAGCUGUCAUUGGAGUAGCGUGAGGUGGAGUAGUAGGGCUUUGGCGAGGACGGGCCUAGGUGAGGUAAGGAGGUAAGUUACUUUCAUAUCUCUUUGUUGCUCUAACUUAAGAGUAGUGGGUAUGUCUGCAAGGCCAGUUUUCUGCUUUGCGUGUCUGAUGUGGGAUGUCCGGAGAUUUCCACCCUCCCUGAUGGUCACAUAUGAGGCGGGUGAGUCGAACUGCAGUUCCUUAGAGACCAAGUUAAUGAACUGGAGCUGCACCUUCAGCUUGUUAGAGAAAGUGAGGAAUGAUAGACAGGAGCUACAGGCAGGUAGUCACAACAGGGGACAUGAGACAGAUAAGUGGGUGACUGUCAGGAGAGGGAGGGGAGAGCAUCAAGUAGUGGAGAAGCACCCCUGUGUCAGUCCCCAGUCACAAUAAGCACUCCAUUUUGAGUACUGAUGGGCAUGGUGCUACCUGGGGGAAGAACAGUGGCCAUGCCUGUGGCAUUGUGUCUGGCCCUGUGGCUCAGAAGGGUAGGAAACUGAAGAGGAUGGCAGCAGUAAUAAUGGACUGUAGAGUUAGGGGUACAGAUAGGCGAUUCUCUGGGCAUGAAAAUGAAACACGGAUAUCUCACGGAUGGGAGAUUUUGACUUUCUGAGUAUUGACUGGCAUCUUAGAGCAAGGAGUUUAGAUGGGGUGGAGUUUGUUCAGGAAGGUUUCCUGACGCAAUAAGACUGGAGGAGAGACUGUACUUGAUCUGGUAUUGGGAAAUGAAACUGGUCAGACUGGAGGACACAGCCUCAGAAUAGAAGGACAUCCAUUUAAAAUGGAAAUGAGGAGAAUCCGUGGAAUUUGGUACCAAAGGUGGUUGUGGAGACCUAUUGGGUAUACUUAGGCAGAGGCUGUUAGAUUCGUGUUUUGUCAGGGCAUGAAAGAUUACAGGGAGAAGGCAGGAGAGGGAAAUGAAUCAGCCAUUAUGAAGAUAUGGAGCCAACUCGAUGGGCCAAAUGGUCUAAUUCUGCUCCUGUAUCUAAUGCAAGGUAGGAUCCGGUAUUUGGACAAUUUUAAUGCCGGUCUAGAUAGACUGGGGGCUCCUUUCUCUGUGGCUCUGGGGCUGUGAGGCUACCCCAGGCUGCUAUGCUUCAUGUCAGCGAAAUUUGUAGCAGUUUGCCCUGCUGAUAUGAUGAACUGAAUACCAAGGCUUUGGGCCUGCUCCAGGGAUUUGUAUCUAAGGGCUCAAUUUGGUUUGGAAUGCUGCUGUGUUGCUCAUUUCUGUUGUUUGUAUGAUUUGUGUUUUUUACUCUUUUCUCUGCGUGUUGGGGGUCGAUCUUUAUUUUUUUUUAAUUGGAUUUUUUUGGGUUUCUUGCUUUGUAUCUACCUGUAAGCAGACAAAAAUCACAGUUAUGUAAGUUAUGCAUUCUUUGAUAAUAAAUGUACUUGAGAAAAAUAUUUUAUGGUCUUAUGGAAAUAAAUGUUUAAUUUAA
This is a messenger RNA of Hypanus sabinus (Atlantic stingray), 7159 nucleotides long. RefSeq names its product leucine-rich repeat-containing protein 30-like. Lineage: Eukaryota; Metazoa; Chordata; Chondrichthyes; Myliobatiformes; Dasyatidae. The coding region runs from base 157 to 960 and encodes 267 amino acids. The record is from RefSeq and is a predicted model, not a curated record. The transcript has 2 exons. Gene Ontology annotation, molecular function: protein binding.